AAAUUAUUCUCUGAUGAAGUUGAUAUUAAAAGUUAGUAAUAUUUGAAUGGAUUAUUAAGAAUAAAAGAAGUAUAAGUGAUUGGUAUUUUAUUGAGUGGGUUUUCAUUCUCUUGAUGAUCUGUGAAUAAAAUUAGAAUAAAUCAUUAAAAAAUAUUAAAUAUCUUAUCAAGUAUUUAUUAAAAACCUAGUUAAUAAUUUUUUACUAAUCUUUUUAUUGUUUAGUUUGACAAAAAAGAGCUGCGAUCAUAACUACUAACAACAUUACUAACGUUUUACUAGUAAAAUGGAUUUUACUCAAUUUAACUAUUCUGCUAUUGAAGAUAGUGUUCCCAUAAGCUCAAAUAUAAAUGAAAAAGCGUCUCCAUUAGCAGAAGAAAAUGUUGUAGAUUUUAAUGUGGAAAAUAGUGGAGAUGAUAAAGUAAUGAUAGCUAUGGAGAAUCUUAACAGGUGUGGUAGUAGCAUUGCAGUUGAAAAUGCUAUGGUAAAAACUUUAAUAUUGAUUCCGCCAGUACUACAGGUCGAGGAAUCUCUACUAACUCUUGGUAGUCAUGGGAAUGUUGAUGGUAUAUUCCACUGCCUUUUAAUUAAAGUUGAUGCGUUAGGAAAAGAAAUGUAUCUAGCUAGAUAUUUUGAGUUUGGCAGUUUCACUGCAUACUUUGAAAAUGUUGCUCAUGCUAAACUGAAAAAAAAUCUGGAAAUCAAGGAAAUUCUUCCAUACCGUGUUUUCACCAUGAAGGAUGUUGAAAUGGAGAUUUUACUCAAAAAUGAAACCUUUAGAUACAGAACUAAAAGUAAUAGUAAAAGUCGUAUUCACAAAAGUAGAAGUUUUAAUCGUUUAAUAUAUGAUUGCAAGGGUGGGUUAAAUGAGAGUUUAAAAAAGUUAACAAUUGCAUUAGAUAAAAAUACAUCAUGCAUUUGUUACCAGUUAAUUACUGUUUGUCUUUUUAAAGACCAAUUUUGGGAAGUUACUAAUCAAGGAAGCAAAAAGUUUUUCGUUUGCCAACCUUCAGAAAAAGCUGAAGAGUUGGAAAAAAGUCUAAUGCUUUAUCGAAGUAAUCCUCAUGGAAACUCAAGCUAUGGAAAACUAUGGACUACAAUAUUAGAAUUUCCGACAUUAGAAAACCAAUUUAGUCUUCUAUCUGAUCUUCCCAACCAUCAUAAAUGGAUGUGGGAUAAACUUAUAAAGAUAUUGAGAUAUGAACAGAAGUUUUCAACGUCAUGUCGCUAUUUUCCAGGAUCACCUAGAAAUAGAAUUCUUCAGGCCUUAUUUUACCGGAAUAAUUCUAUUGACAUUAUCAAGUCGUGUUUAAAAAAUAUUUUUAACAUAAAAGAGCCAGUCAUGUAUCCAUCAAGUAAAGGAGACCUAGCUCAUAAAUCAACAAUUGCAAAAAAGAUUAAGUUGUCUUCUUUAGAUUACGUUGUUGACAAUUCUGAUAAUUCAUGUUGUGGGAAUAAAUUUCUUUCAAAAAAUAUUGACAUCUCUAAUUCAAAUAAUGAGGUUCAUUUAGUUCAGCAUUUAGGCAAAAAAAAUAGCCUCUAUGAGUACUUUUGUGGUGAGCUUUUCAGUCGUGGAAUUCUUAGUUGGCGUGUUCGUAGACCAUCUCUUAAUAUUUGUGUUAUGAAUAAUUACAGUCAGGAGAGUGGUAAUUUUCAAGAUAAAGAAUUUGUUCAUGUAAAAGCGGAAACCAUCAAUUCUUCUAAUAUUUAUAACUGUUCCUGUAAAACUUUUUCAACUGUUAUUUAUUUUCAAUCAGAUGAUAUGUCAAAUGUGAAUAAUUGUUGUCAUUGUCGAUUAUUACACCAGCUACUUCAAAUGUUAGAUAACCCAGAUUUUGUGCCAGAAAUUAGUUUAAUAAACAGGAAAAAACUGGUAGAAAGUUUAUUAUGUCUAGCAUCAAAUGUUUUUAAGUUAGCUUCAAAAUCUGGCGUAGAAAGAUAUUCAGUAGUAUCUGAUUCAUGCACAUUUAUUACAGUUUUCGAACUUAGUAAAUCGUUGAGAAAAGUAGUAAAGUGUCAUGAUUCGUUAUGUCGAAUAUCUGAAGGAUCCACUCGACAAGUUAACAAUCUAGACAAUGGUUUUGUGUGUUCACACCUGAAAGUUUUUAGAGAGUAUUUUUAUCUUAUUCAAAAUACAACUGAUUGGAUAAGUAAUGACCAAGAUGAAUUUACACCAGCAGAUGAGUCAGAAGUUCAACUACCAAAAGAAAAGUGGGAGGAUGUGUUUGAUGUAAAAUCCGGUUUGUGGACGUUUGGACUAAAUGCACCAAGUAAGAAGACUGUUUCCUGCGAUCAGUUUAGUCAUAAAUUUAGCAGUGAUAUUAUAAAAAGACAGUCUGCUACAAAUGGGUAUCCUUUUAUGCCUUCUACGGAUCUUGGAACCUGUGAAUGUGGUGCUGGGUGGGUAUCUGAAUCUUUUUCAACUGGAAUUACUGAGUUUUGUCAUAAAAUAAACAUGUACACUGAUCGUGAAGUGAUUGAGUUUGAUGUUUUUUUGCGCAAAUGUUUAUCAAAUAAUUGCACUGCUUAUUGGGAUGGAUGGGAAGACUCUGUUUUUUGUUUGUCUAAAUCAACAUGUGCUGGUUAUGAAUUAGGCUGGGAAUUUGUUGAUUUUGUCUUAUGCAAAGGAACAUUUAGUGGUUUUGUUAGUUUAUAUGUUAACAAAUAUAAGCGUAGAAAUACAUCUGCUCUGCCAUUCAUGUCAACACAGACGUUUAUAGAUUGGUUUUUUGCUUGGGCCUCCCACAUGCACAUUGAUUUCAGACAAAAAUGUCAAAUGUGUCCAGAAGAUCAAAUUAUAUCAGUUCUAGCUUGUGAUGCAACUAAAAUUGGAAUUAGUUUCAAAAAUUCCUUCGUAAAACCUAUUGAAACAGCUGAACUUAAUGAGAUUAUUCAAACACCAUCACGGCGAUUUGAUAGGUCAUUUAUAUAUAAUUCUGAAUUAUCUGAUCCUAAACGAUUUUCAGAUGCUAGAGCACAUCUUAAAAAGGUUUGUCUUCUUAUUCUUUCAGUUGAAAAUUCAGAUGAUAUUAGAUUUGAUGCUGAUACUCUAAAACUAAUCUCUAUACUUAUGAAUUAUAUUCCGGCUGAAUGUAUACCAUCAUUUCAACUGAUGGUUUCAGAAUUACCAGUGCCACAUGUUUUGCGGUGGUCCUACGCUAAAGUUUUUAAAGUACUUGCUGCUGAUAGCUCUCUUGACAGUUUAAUUCCUUUAUGUUUCACUGAUGAAAUACUUUCCAUAAGUGAACAAUUUUUAUCAAAUGUAGGUGAUUGUGAACUUUCAGCAAAGUUUUGUUAUCUGCUGCGUUGUUUUUCUCCUGCGUUAGCUAGAUUGGUAGAAUUAUCCUCUAACUACAACAAUACACCUUCUGGAGAUAUUGUUUUAUUAAAACAUUAUUGUUGUAAUUUUGUUAAAAAAAUUCAUUUUGUUGAUGUGCAACCACAAAAUGCUGAAGUCAUUAAGGAUACUUAUAACCCACCAAGAUUUGGGAGAGCUUAUUAUUUUGAAAAACAUGGUUGUCAAAUUAGAAAAAUGAGAAUGUUUUCUGUUGAUAAAAGUUCCAAUAAUAAUUUGUUUGAUGAUAUUCCUUCUGAAAUUUGUAAUAAGUUGUUUCCUCAAGUCUCAAAAAAAGGUGUAUCAUUUCUUUUUUUAUGGUUUUGUCCUAUGCAUGGCCAUUGCUAUGGUUUUCAUAUAAUACCAGGAUCAGAAGGAAGAAAAGACCCACAUGCUUCGUUGUACACUCAUCUUGAAGUAGCUCCUAAAAAUAUAGUCUAUGAUUUUGCAUGUAGUUUAUCUGAAUUCUGCCACAACCGUGAAUCAGGAUAUUUUAAAGAUACUUCUUUUUUCCAUGAUGUGUUUCAUGGUUAUACACAUAAAUGUGCCGAUGUUUUUCGCUGCAAUCGCUUGGGUAGUUUUUAUCCAAUAAAUACUUCUAUAUGCGAGCAGUUCAAUAGUUUUUUACAAAAUAUUAAGUCAUCUGCUAAACUAAUGACGCAAACUCACUUUUGUUUCUACCUUCAGUUUUUCAUACAUAUUUGGAAUCAAAGGAAAAAAAAUCUCUUUGAAAAACGAUUGAUUAUGUCUGAGAAUACUAAAGAUUAAUAUUAAUUUACUGUUCUGGUUUUAUCUUUGAUGUUAUUUAAUAAACUUUCUUUUUACUUAUUUUAUAUUAAUACUUUUCCCUUACUUUUUGUUUAUAUGAACGACUAAUAUAUUUAUCUUCAUUUUGUUUGCAGACGGCACUUAUUUUGUUCUUUUAGUAGUGUCAACUCCUAAUUUGAAGUAAAGAACUUUUAAAUUUAACAGAACAAUUUAAGUCUAAUGAACUAUACCUAUAGUGAUAAAACUAAAUAUACACUUUUUCAUAGAAAAAGUUUUUCAUAGAAAGAUAUGCUGUUCCUUCAAAAAUACCUAGUCUAUGUAUUGAGAACUCAUAAAUAAAAGAGAGCACUUGUGUACCUUUUUAGGUGCAAUUCUUGAUGAAAAUUUUUCCUGGAGACAACCUUAGUAUAAAAAAGAAAAGAAUGUUUAAAAAAAUGUAUGCUUUUUUUUUUUUUAUUUAUUGGUACCAACGUAACCAAGAUGCAAAAAACUCAGUACACAAAAUCAUGCUAUAAAAAUAUCCUUAAAGGCUAUUUAGUAACCUAAAUAUAAAUAUUUUUUUUACUAAACAUUUACCACAUACUAAUUUUAAUGAACAAAUUUGAUUUAAAAAUUACACCUUUAAUAUUCUUUUAUUUAAUAUUUUUUUAUUUAUUUUUUUAAAAGCUAUUUUGCUUAAUAUAUUUUGAGGUUUUCUUUUAUUUUUGAUUCUAUUAUUCUAUUUAAAAUUGUAAUAAUUUGUAAUCUUGUUAUUGUAACUUCUCAAAAAGCCAAACUUUAUAAGAAACAUUUGUGAU
Molecule: messenger RNA, 4896 nt
Organism: Hydra vulgaris (swiftwater hydra)
Lineage: Eukaryota; Metazoa; Cnidaria; Hydrozoa; Anthoathecata; Hydridae
Source: RefSeq, a predicted model, not a curated record